CCGGUCCAACCCCGUCUCUUCCUCCUCCUCCCCUUUCUCCUUGUCCUUGGUCCAUUUCCUUCUCAAGACCAAGAGUCUUCACUCUCCAGCAAGCCCUUUCAAAAAAAGAAUCUCCAGCAAGCUUCGUUCUUCUCGGCGACGGGUACGACUUCGGUUCCGGAGCUUCAAGCCAUCCAGGCCAAAAUGGGUUCAGCUGGGGAUGAGUUCACCCCACUGUCUCAGUUAGAAUAUGGAAUGGACAAAUGUAAAGUGCGGGUGCGCGUCUCGCGGCUGUGGGAGUCCUUCAAUCCAAAAGAUGACACUUUGUUCGGCCUUGACUGCCUUCUGAUCGACGAGGGUAAAACUAUGCAGGCGCGUGUAGAACCCGGCGAUAUAGAGUGGUUUGAAGAUCUGCUAGUUGAAGGGAAGGUCUAUGCCUUGUCAGAUUUUCAUGUUGAUUCGCAGAGAGACUACUAUAUGUCCUGUAGCAAUGAGUGGACUAUGUACUUUGGGAGGCAGACGGUGGUCACUGAGAUAGAAGUAGAUAUUGAUUCGAUACCCCUCCACAGCUUUGAGUUUGUGAAAUUUAAGGAUCUCCGUUAUAGGUGUGACGACAACAGCUUAUUGACAGAUGUUCUGGGUCACGUAGUGUAUGCCGGGGAGCUACAGGAAGUCUUGAAAAAAUCACGUGUUAUAGAAAUUUGCAAUGCAAGAAUUCGGGAUUUGAGAGGAAGGGCACUGAGUGUCACACUAUAUGGAGAUAUUGCUUCUGGUUUUGCUGAGGAUAUGCUGGAGAAAGGCCAAGACACCUCACUUGUUGUUGUCUUUGCAGGGAUGUCUGUUACUUCCUCAUCAUCAGUUUGCUCUACAACAUCUUAAAAGUACUAUCUGGAUUUGGAAAUACCAGAGGUGCAAGAAUUCCGUGCGAAUUUGCUCAUUCAGCAGGCAAACCCUGUUCCAGAAAAAACUCCAGCUCAGAAGCUGGCCGAGAGUUGGCGAACAAUCGAACAGCUAAAAAGCCUCGAUCGAGAAGAGUACGAUGAGGAUACCAUGUUUUUGUGCAGAGUCUCCCUGAUAGACAUAGAUUGCACCAGUGGUUGGUGUUAUCUUGGAUGCGACACCUGCCAAAAGUCGAUGUCCAGGGCUCCAAGGAAAUACAGGUGUGCCCGAUGUGGCCCGAUGAUGCCAGUUCAGUGGUACAAGCUGAAGGCGAAGGUGCAGGAUGCUACAGGCGCAAUGAACCUGAUGAUCUUCUGUGAGGUGGCGGAGGAGCUGGUCGGUGUCUCCGCGGAGGAGCUCGUCAAUAAGAUCAAUGACGAUGAUGAGUGGUACACCCUGCCAGAUGAAAUUGAGGAUCUUAUUGGCUCGACGCACACCUUCAAGGUUUUCGACAAGCACAUGGACAGGAGCUUCUCGGUGAGGUCGAUCAUGGACGAUGCUAGCGUCCCAGCCCCUGCUGCCGCCGCUAGUCAAUGCAAGGAGGAGAAGGCUGGCCCUGAGGGGAGCCAGAAGCCUAACAAGCGCCUGCGAGGGGACGACGACUCGAUCAACCUAGAUCUAGGGCUAUAGUGUAUCUAGGGUAAUGCAUCUGAAAGGAUCAGCCAAUGGAGCUUUCUGUUCUCCUUCUUCUACCUGGGAACAACUGCAUCUACUGCUGUGAGUCACUGGAUCUAGUGUUGGUGCUGGGUAAAAGACCAGAACCCGUUUAAUCCUUUUGAACAUUGUUUCCCUUGUUAUCAUGGUUGAUGGAAAAUGGGCUUUAGCCCAUUUUGGUGACCAGAUGCUGUUCGUUGUGGAAUCAAUGGUGCAUGAGGCAAGUUUUCAGAUUUUC
Triticum urartu is the source of this 1810-nucleotide messenger RNA. RefSeq lists its product as uncharacterized. Lineage: Eukaryota; Viridiplantae; Streptophyta; Magnoliopsida; Poales; Poaceae. The record is from RefSeq and is a predicted model, not a curated record.